Mizuhopecten yessoensis (Yesso scallop) is the source of this 249-nucleotide messenger RNA. Its product is annotated as nudC domain-containing protein 2-like. Lineage: Eukaryota; Metazoa; Mollusca; Bivalvia; Pectinida; Pectinidae. The record is from RefSeq and is a predicted model, not a curated record. Gene Ontology annotation, biological process: protein folding. The annotation marks the transcript as partial. Gene Ontology annotation, cellular component: cytoplasm. The transcript has 2 exons.
AAACUGCUUUUUCUUUUGUAGAAGACAAGAAGUUGUUGAGAAUAUGUCUUGUGAAGGGAGAUGCUACUGCAAAGAACUGCUGGCGCUCACUGUUAGUGGACAAAUAUGUUGUCGACCCGUUUACUUUUGAUCAGAUGGAAAAGAAGUUGAUGUUACAAAGGUUUCAGUUAGAGAAUCCAGGACUUGAUUUCAGUGGAGCAACUGUAGAUGGCAAUUAUCACGCAGGAGGUCCAGAGCUCCCGUCCUAAA